This is a messenger RNA of Trachemys scripta elegans, 3788 nucleotides long. RefSeq names its product cyclin D3 (gene CCND3). The coding region runs from base 708 to 1007 and encodes 99 amino acids. Gene Ontology annotation, cellular component: cytoplasm; nucleus; cyclin-dependent protein kinase holoenzyme complex. Gene Ontology annotation, molecular function: cyclin-dependent protein serine/threonine kinase regulator activity. Gene Ontology annotation, biological process: positive regulation of G1/S transition of mitotic cell cycle; regulation of cyclin-dependent protein serine/threonine kinase activity; mitotic cell cycle phase transition. Lineage: Eukaryota; Metazoa; Chordata; Testudines; Emydidae. The record is from RefSeq and is a predicted model, not a curated record. The transcript has 4 exons.
ACAGAUGGAAAGUUUGAAUCUACAAAAAAAGUCUUUUGUUAAGCUCAUAUGAAGGGCCUAAAUCACCUGGUCGGGUUGCUUGAAAUAUUUGUCGGUCAUUUCUCAGUAAGCAGUGCUUUCUGAGCACAGCUUCAAUUUCCCUUCUAGGGUGUUCAGAUCUUGUGAUCAAAACUUUGGUGAAUGUCAGAAGUCGGUUGUGUGCUUCAGAAACUACAGAACAGGAAACACCCCCCCUACAGCUCCCACCUCUUGCUUCCUGUUUAACUACAUGGGUGGGGGGAGAGAAGCAUCUUAGGAACCAAUAACUGUGUUGCAAAAAAGAAAUGUAAACAACAGCUGCCACGCUGGAAAUUAAAGGUCCUGAUCUUGGUCAAUUCAGAUUGCAAUGCAGCUUCCACGCAGCGCUCGUUUUUCAGAAGCAAUGGUAGCAAAAACAGUAACCCGUGAUAAAAGGAGUGGGUGGAGGAGAGGAAAGACUGGAUUGCUGAAAGGAAACAUGUCCGGUGAAGUAAAUUUCCUGAUCGUCAAGAAAGGACUGUGAGGUCCUCGUCCUUGAGAAGCUAAAGUGGGACCUGGUGUCGGUGAUAGCGAACGACUUCUUGGCUCACAUCCUCUAUCGGCUCCCGCUGCCCACGGACAAGGUAGAGCUGGUGAAGAAGCACGCACAGACCUUCAUCGCCUUGUGUGCCACAGAUUACACCUUUGCUAUGUACCCUCCGUCCAUGAUUGCAACGGGCAGCAUUGGUGCAGCGAUUCACGGCCUGUCUGUCUCAGCUAACUCUUUCUCCGGCGAAGCACUCACGGAGCUGCUGGCCAGCAUUACUGGCACAGAGGUGGACUGCCUGAAAGCGUGUCAAGAGCAAAUUGAGGCAGCCUUAGCUGAGAGCCUGAAACAGGCUUCCCAAUCCCAGCAGGAAUACAGCUCCAGGAAGACUCCCGACUACCCGGCCAGCCAGAACGGCAGCAUGACCAGCACGCCUACAGACGUCACAGACAUCAACCUGUGAUGAACCCCCCUUCCCCAUAGUCCCCCAGCCCCAGGAGAACGGGACCUCGCACUGGAGAGGGAGAGGCCUUGUGGAACCUGCUGCCCAUUAAUUCUGUCCGUCUGAAACGCACCGGGGACUCAGUCCACGCACCUGAGGUGGCAAGGACCCAUCAGCUGUCCACCCAACAGCCCAGUAACAUCAGAGGGGAGGUGGGAGGCUAGGCUGUGAUGACCUCACAAGAGGAGACUCAAGCAGGUCUAGAUGGGUUGGCAUCUGGCAGUACUUUGCUGUCCCUACUGUUAACCUGCCUCACCAGACGGUGGCGGGGGGAACGUUUUGUGGUGGGCGGGGGUUAAAAUACAUCGGGGGAGGGGGUGAAAGAGCUUAACUUCAGUUUUAAAGAGUUUUUCGGGUUGUUUGUCUGAAACAUAGUUGGUGCACCGUUGCCGUUUGCUGUCUCCUAGGGAACCUUGGUCUCAAGCACUGCCAACCCUUCCGUGUGCGCACUUUAUGCACAUUAAGCUCUUUUAUUAUCUUGGCUUCUGGGAUGAAGAAACAUUCACCCAAUGCCUCCUGCAUUGGAGCAGCCCUCAGUCCCUAGUACAACAGGUUGGCUUGGUUUGGGGCCGAGAAGAUGGGUUGAUGGGGAGCCAUCUGGAGGAAAAUAAGAGGAGCGGGUGAAUCCAUCUCCUCACUGCUCAACACCGGGCUGGUUGGGUUUCUCCUACGGGGAGGGAAUAGCAGGGUUGCUUGUGUCAUUGUUAACAGGGAGAACAAGGGUCUGGUUUCUUGUUUUUUUGCGCUUGCUUUGUGCAAGUGCUCUGUUUUGGGGAUAAGUCUUAAGAGCUGGUACCGAAAGGUAAAAGCCCUGGGAAGAAGGAGACCUUUAGUGUGAGGCUCACUGGGUGUAGGGUUGGAAUUGGACUCACUGCACCUGAACUACCUUAAAUUGCCUUUGCUUUCUGCCAUUCUCCAAGAGGCAUUAACCAACUGCUCAGACAAGGGAAGAAGAAAUGGAAGAUUUGCAACUUCUUGGUGGGAAACUGGGUGCUACUUCCCCUUUCCAAACAGUGCCUUAAGCAUCCUUCCACCUACCUCCAUCAAUCCGCUGUGCCACCAGGGCUCUCACGUGGAGAUGAGUUAGUUAGUUCAGACACCACUCUUAUUUUUAAGUAUAUACUGAAUGUGCUGCUAUAGUCUUAAAUUUUGAUGAACUCCUCCAGAAGGUCUCAAAUGCAACUGGAAAAAUAAAAAGCAGGAGGGUGAGGGCAAGAGAGGGGGCAAAUAUAGAGUGUUUUUAUAGGUGAUAUAUAUAUAUAUACACACACAGAAUAGGCCAUAAAUACUUCCAAGCACUUAUGGACAGAGAAAAGAUUUUUGUUGUUGUUGUUGUUCCUGUUUUAGUUUUUAAAAAGUUUUAAAAAAAUGCUGCUUUGAUAAGAGAGAGACUUACAGAUGACUAUUUUAUUAAAGGGCAGAAGCCAGCUGGACUCUUGUCUGCUAAGAUGGGAGGUAGAACACUGCUGCUUACAUGGAUUUCUGGGCACUGAUGGUGUCUUACUCUGUGACUAUGUCGCCCUCCAGGGAGGAGAGGGGGAAAAACUCCCUCCUAGGCUGCCACUAGAAACAGAGUCUUGUUUGUCAGGCUGCUUUUUCCUUCCACCCGUCCUCCCACCGUGCUUAGCCUGAUUUGCCAAAAAGGAAAGCUGUCUGCCACUGACUUCUGCUAGCUGUUAAAGUUAGGAGGGGAUAGAAAUUACAUGAUGUUUGGGGGCUGUUUGUAUAAAAGGAAAAAAUAUAUAUAUAUAUUAAUGAGUUAAUUUAAAAAUAAAAUUGUUUGAACUAUCCAUAUGCAGAAAUUCCAGGGCUAGAAAACCAGAUGAAAGCAUAUGAUGUUGCAAUAAAAGACUUUUUAAAAAAAAGUGAAAGCAUCUAAAGUUUCCCCUUUGAAAGACUGAGUCAGAUUAUGUCUCUUUUUUGAGUGCCUGAGUGGGGCACGGCCCUGUAUACAAAGAGAUCUCUGGAGCCAGGUUCUUCUACUCCUAACAGCAACAAAAACAAUAGCUGUCUCUUCCUUUCUAAUCCCUAGCCCAGAAUUUACAACCCAACCAAAUGCAGGUGACCUUGUUCAGACAGACAUGGCUCACAGCUGAGGGAUCCACAGUUUGACUGAUUCCUCAGCUGUGGGCUAAUUUGCCAUGUCAUUGUCCACGAAGUGCAUUGUUCCUGAAGGACACUGGGGAGGAAGUGAGUGCGAAGUGUCAGCAGGGCUCAUAUGGGAGAAUGUAUAAAGAAGAGGUGGGGAGGAGCAAAAGAGGAUGGCGAAGGGAUAAGUAUACAUUGGAUUAAGAGAAAAGCUGGAGGAUGGGGUGGAAGCAGGCAAGGUCUUGAAGCUGAGACUCUAAUGCAGGUGAGAGGGAAGCUGGGGUGGGGGGAGAUUUCAGUGGGGUGUCCUGGACGGUAGCAGCAGCUUGGAUGGUGGCUAGGGGAAAAAUCAACUGGCCUUAAACUCACUUGAGAAGCGGCUCAACUGAACCAGAAGUGUAUAUUAGAGAAAGACACCCCCCUACCCCACCAUCAAAACCCCAGCAAUAGGCCCUAGCGGGAGUACGUGGGAGAACCUAGGACUUGGGCACUCCACUAACUGGGGUCCUUAAUAACAUGCAGGCUUCCACCCCUGGGGCAAAUUUUGCGCUGUACCUUACUUGCUUUGUUGAUGCACCUGUCAAAGGCUACGUGACCCCCUCUGGUGUAACGGCGUGGAGGUCGUUGGAUGAACACAGCGCUCCAGCUUGAAAG